Molecule: messenger RNA, 651 nt
Organism: Letharia columbiana
Lineage: Eukaryota; Fungi; Ascomycota; Lecanoromycetes; Lecanorales; Parmeliaceae
Exons: 2
Coding region: 1-651 (216 amino acids)
Source: RefSeq, a predicted model, not a curated record
AUGUCGGCUCGUCUGAGCGCUGUAGAAGAGGGCUACCUUGAUCCACGAGGGAGCUCACAUGGCCGCCUUCCAUCCACGCGCCCUGCUAUUUCGCGCAACGCCGCGUCAGAUGGGGUUUCCAUUACAGCAUCGACUUCAAUUGACUCAUUAUCAGCCUGGACAACAUCCCGUUCUCAAGUCCAAAAUCCGAAAAGCAAGAAUCCGGAUGGAGGGGCGGCUGGGAUGGAGCCAGAGACCUCACAGGAAUCCGAAUUCCAGCAGACGAUUUUCCGAGCUGCGACCAAAGGUGUGCUUCACGAUUGUCUUGAGUUCAGCAACGGUCUGAGAGUAGGGUCUGUCUUGUCAUGGAAGAUGAUGGAGUGGUUUCCAUUCCGCAGAAUGGACCUCAGACCUGAUGGAUCUUGGAAAGCGAUAUCUAUACCCUUGCCCAGGGGCGAAGUCAGGGAUAUGCCUGAAAAUGCAUGGAUCCAUCACUCUGCGAUACGGAGGAUGGAGGCCGAUGAGCGGUACCGGCCCGGUAAUCUGAUAAUUGGUGGGGGAGGACGUGGUAUCAAAAGGGCACCGAAGGCUUUGGGAAUUGGAGCGUGGGAAAUCCUGAGGGGCAAGGAUGAUCCUGUUGGCAUGGUAUGUGAGGAAAGGCCCGAGUGUUGA